This is a messenger RNA of Aspergillus tubingensis, 882 nucleotides long. Its product is annotated as ubiquitin domain protein. The transcript is spliced from 3 exons. The coding region runs from base 1 to 882 and encodes 293 amino acids. NCBI's taxonomy places the organism in Eukaryota, Fungi, Ascomycota, Eurotiomycetes, Eurotiales, Aspergillaceae. The record is from RefSeq and is a predicted model, not a curated record.
AUGGGUUGUUGCUUUUCUAUAUCGCGCGACAAUAGCCGUCCUUCCUAUGCAGCGCAGGUAGUUACCGAAGAGCGCCGUCCCGAAGACUCUCAUCCCCAAGCCGCCGCAACAAGCAAUGCGCUCACCUCCGGCAACUCGUCUACCAGGGCACGCGGAUCCCGAAUCAGGGCAGAACACUUCCCACUGAGCCAGCAUUACAAUGCGCCUAUCCGUCGUCACGUCUGGUAUAGCAAACGGCGCCUAUGGACUCGCACACAACUGGACCAGGAGCGCACCGAGUUCUUCGAAACUAGGGUCACGGGUCGUUCAGAGAUCUGGGCGGCUUUGUCUGCGGCCAUCUCUUUGAUGCGCGCCGGUGAUCUCGCAACAGCGCAGAGUUUCAUUGAUGCAGCCGGCAUCACUGUCCCCACCGGUGAUCUCUGCCAAGGCUGUUACGACGAGCAAGGUGUACUAUACCGGCUACCACAGUGCAUUGUCAGCGACCCAGAGAAUAUCGUGCGAUCCGACGAGGAGCCCGAUGACUUCGACACGGACGACGGCAAGCUAUCUUCAGACGAAGCCUCCGGGGAUGAACUAAUAGCCGAUGACAUUGAACGUCGUCGGGACGAAAAGGGCAAGACUAGCGAACGUGAUUUGAUCCGCAUCCGUGCGCGAUUGAGCGAUAGAGGCGGUCCCGACAUCAUCCUGUCAGUGGUGAAGACGAUGAACGUCGGCUUGAUAGCCCGCAAAGUGCAACAAGAGGCAGGGAUUCCGCGCACUCACCGUGUGAGGUUCGUCUACCUAGGCAGAAUGCUCAAGGAACAUGUGCCCCUAGUCGACCAAGGAUGGAAUUCCGCCCACGUUAUCAGCGCCCUCGUUGUCCCGCGGCAAUCGGUGUCAUGA